This is a messenger RNA of Exophiala mesophila, 1184 nucleotides long. RefSeq lists its product as uncharacterized. The coding region runs from base 59 to 871 and encodes 270 amino acids. The transcript has a single exon. The record is from RefSeq and is a predicted model, not a curated record. Lineage: Eukaryota; Fungi; Ascomycota; Eurotiomycetes; Chaetothyriales; Herpotrichiellaceae.
CUCAAGGACAUCGAUUAGUAAUUCACGGAGUACAUAGGAGCACCACUCUCCCUCAACAAUGAAACGACUCCUACAACUUGGAUCUCAUAUCACGCCUCGAUUCGCAUCAACAAUGGCAGGAAGAAGACAACCCGAUAUCACGCUCUACACAGACGCAACUCCCAACGGGAUCAAAAUCACCAUUGCUCUGGAAGAGCUGGGUAUUCCAUACAAGCUCGAGCACAUUGAUAUUUCCACCAACCGACAAAAGGAAGACUGGUUCCUUGAAAUCAACCCUAAUGGCCGCAUCCCCGCCAUCACCGAUACAUUCUCUGACGGAUCAAAAAUCCGCCUGUUUGAAGGCGGCAGCAUCCUCCAAUAUCUGGCCGAACAAUACGAUCACGAUCACGUAAUCAGCUAUCCUCAAGGCUCGCGCGAAGCAUACGAAGUCAACAAUUGGGUAUGGUGGCAAGCAGGAGGGUUGGGACCCAUGCAAGGUCAAGCGAACCAUUUUGUUCGUUAUGCGCCUGAGAGGAUUAAAUAUGGAAUGGAUAGGUAUACGAAUGAAAGUCGGAGAUUGUACAAGGUGUUGGAGAAUCAUCUGCAGAAGUCAAAGUCGGGGUUUUUGGUGGGGGAUCAUAUCUCGAUUGCGGAUAUUGCGGCGGUGAGUUGGGUGAUUUAUGCGGGGUGGGCGGGCGUGGAUAUUGAUGAGUUUCCGAAUGUGAAGAAGUGGGAGGAGAUGUUGUAUGCGAGACCGACGGUUAAGAAGGGUUGUGAUAUUCCUAAGCCGCUCAAGAUUAAGGAGUUGCUUCGUGAUAAGGAGAAGGUUGAGGAACAUGCCAAAAAGGGGAGUCAGUGGAUCAUGCAAGGGAUGGGUGAGGAUAAGAAGUGAAGCAGAGUAGAGAACCUAAGUAACUAGGUACCUGAAUAGGUAGUGACACUGCCACUGCUAUCGAUCUACUGAGCAUGAAGAGAGAUACCUAGGUGUUGUAAUGUUGAUACAACAAGGCUGGUCAGGUAUCAACAUCGUAUUUGGUAUUGUUCAGAGUCGUUUUGGAUGUAGAGCGGCAAGACCUCAUAUCUAAAAUGCUCACAAAUCUGGCUGUUCUACAAUAGCAUCCCGACGAUGGACCCCGAAGUCAUCGUAAUGUUGUUGCACACAAGGCUGUGGGUGGGUAUCGGUAUCGCUCGAGAGCAAGCCAAAC